Molecule: messenger RNA, 5164 nt
Organism: Poecile atricapillus (Black-capped chickadee)
Lineage: Eukaryota; Metazoa; Chordata; Aves; Passeriformes; Paridae
Gene: NGEF
Product: neuronal guanine nucleotide exchange factor
Exons: 18
Coding region: 527-2761 (744 amino acids)
Biological process (GO): activation of GTPase activity
Molecular function (GO): protein binding; guanyl-nucleotide exchange factor activity
Source: RefSeq, a predicted model, not a curated record
AGUGCAAAGGACGUUCAGGGCAUAUUUGUACUAACUUAUCUGGGUAAAGAGAAAGCUGUUCCUUUAAACUGUGUUUGCUGUGACUCUGGAAACUGAGCAAACAAAAUCUGAGGGACACUUUACUCUCAAGCAGAACUGACAAGAAUGUAGAAGGACUGAAGGACAGCGAACUUCUGUAGGACAUACCUGUCUCUGGAUUCACAACUGAAUUGCAAAUCCCUAACUGUUUGGGAGAGUUUAAUUCAGACUUUUUGGAUAUACCUCAUCUCAAUGGCAAACGAGAGACUGGCUCAGCCUCUGAGUGUCAGACUGCUGCUUUGGUCUCCAUGAGCUCUGGGCAAGUGUUUGCCUGCAAAGCACAUUCAGGCACUGAUUGAAAUUUAUCAGGAUGGGAACCCUUCACUCCUCUGAUGAACAAAAGACUCUAAUUCAGAUAAAGCUGAUGGAGUUGUGGAGGCUACCUGUCUUCUGCUGCGCUGCUGCUGAUCCACUGUCUCAGUUGCCAUAGAGAUAAGCUCUGGAAGCCAUGGAAGAGCAUGGGAGAGAAGCCACCCACAGGCUCUCCACUGGUGGGCUCUGGCAGGGCCAUUCUCAGCAGGUACUAAGAGAGUCAGGUUCGGUCUCUGAAGGUGAGGAAGAGUCAACAGGUGCUAACCCAGUGACACAUGAGGCGGACUUGCACACACAUUACAUAGCUAUUCAAAGAAAUUCCAGGUAUUACCGAUCCAUGAGGCUGCCGAACAGAGGGAAAAGGAAGACUUCGAGAGAGACAAUGCACAUGCAUCAUGCCACAGGUUCGCUCAAAAAUAAUGAGCCCAUCAAAGAGCCUCUGAAUGUUUUAUCUCAUAAGGGAUCACCAUCUCCAGCAAACUCUGAUCAAACAACAUUAGAUGAGUUAUUGAUCCAAAGGCUGCUGCCUUCCUACCCCGGUUACCGUGGCAACCGCCCGGGCUCCCCCAGCCCCGCACAGCCGCCGCCGCUGCCUCCGGAGCUGCUGGGCAGCCGCUUGCCGCCACCGGCCAUGGAGCUACUGGCCGCGGCCCUCAGCGCCGCCUGCGCCCUCGACCAGGACGGCUCGGCGGGACAGCCCGGCAGGGACCCGUCCGCCACUGAGGAGACUCCCGCCGCCGGCACGGCCGAAGCACCGCCCGCACACCCCAUGACGGCCGACUCCUGGAGGAACCUCAUCGAGCAUAUCGGGCUCUUGUACCAGGAAUAUCGAGAUAAAUCUACACGUGAGGAGAUUGAAACCAGGCGAUUGCAAGAUUCACAGACAGACCCUGAGGAGACUUCACCCAGUGAGGAAACCCCAUCUGAAGCAGAACCCACAAGUACAACUGAAAACAAAGCUCCACCACAAAUCAAUUUGCUGAGAAAUUCCAACUCCAGGUUCAACUUAUGGCAGGAUCUUCCUGAGGUCCAGAACAGUGGUGUCCUCAGCAUCCUCCAACCAGAUGAGAUCAAGCUGCAGGAGGCCAUGUUUGAGCUGGUUACUUCCGAAGCGUCGUAUUACAAGAGUCUGAAUCUGCUGGUGUCUCACUUCAUGGAAAAUGAACGUCUGAAAAAGAUCUUGCACCAGUCUGAGGCACACAUCCUCUUUUCCAACGUGCUGGAUGUCAUGGCUGUCAGUGAGCGCUUCCUGUUAGACCUUGAGCAGCGGGUGGAAGAGAACAUUGUGAUCUCGGACGUGUGUGAUAUUGUCUACCAGCACACAGUUAAUCACUUCUCUGUGUACAUCACCUACGUCUCCAACCAGACCUAUCAAGAGAGAGCCUACAAGCAGCUUCUCCAGGACAAACCAGCCUUUCGGGAAGUGAUCUCACAGCUGGAGCUGGAUCCCAAGUGCAAAGGCUUGUCCUUUUCUUCUUUCCUGAUUCUGCCAUUUCAAAGGAUCACUCGACUCAAGCUGCUGGUGCAGAAUAUUUUGAAGAAAGUGGAAGAGAAAUCUGACAGAGAAUCCACUGCCCUGGAUGCACAUAAAGAACUGGAAACAGUGGUGAAAGCAUGCAAUGAAGGUGUCCGGAAGAUGAGCCGAACAGAGCAGAUGAUCAGCAUCCAGAAGAAACUAGAAUUCAAGAUCAAGUCUGUACCCAUCAUCUCUCACUCCCGCUGGCUGCUGAAGCAGGGGGAACUGCAGCAAAUGAAUGGUCCAAAGACAUCACGAACGCUUCGCACCAAAAAACUCUUCAGAGAAAUCUACCUGUUCCUUUUCAAUGAUCUGCUGGUGAUUUGCCGGCAAAUUCCUGGGGACAAGUAUCAAGUGUUUGACUCUGCUCCCCGAGGGCUUCUUCGGGUAGAGGAGUUAGAAGAUCAGGGGCAGAGUUUGGCCAAUGUCUUCAUCUUGAGGCUUCUAGAGAAUGCAGACGACCGGGAGGCCAGCUACAUGCUGAAGGCAUCAUCCCAGAGUGAAAUGAAGCGCUGGAUGAUUUCACUAGCCCCAAACCGGAGAACCAAAUUUGUUUCAUUUACAUCCAGACUUGUUGACUGCCCACAGAUCCAGUGUGUCCACCCGUACGUGGCCCAGCAGCCUGAUGAGCUCUCCUUAGAACUGGCUGAUGUCCUCAACAUCCUGGACAAGACAGAUGAUGGCUGGAUAUUUGGGGAACGUCUUCACGACCAGGAGAGGGGCUGGUUCCCCAGUUCUAUGGGGGAGGAGAUCCUGAACCCCAAAAUCCGAGCCCAGAACCUGAAGGAGUGUUUCCGGGUGCACAAGUCAGAUGACAGUCAGAGAAGGAAACUGGGCAGCAGAAAUCGCCAAUGACCACCAGCAUCCCCAAGCUUCUGGAGUGCCUCAGAGAGGCAGAAGACAGAGGCUGCCUGCUGGGAGGAGGUGGCAGCUGUGGGACACUGUGGGGAACCUGGUACAGACGAGGCACACACACCCAUGAACAAACAGACUGUUGUUCCUGGGCCCCCUGGCAGCACUGGUCCUUUCCUGGAGAUCAGCGCUUUAAACUGUAAAAUAACCCCUUUUCCAAGAGUUCUGUACAGCCCCAAAGAGCAUGAGCUCAACAGACACUGCCCAGAGGCCACUGGGUGCUGGCCAGAUGAGCCACAUGUGCUGGCUGCUUGGGAAAGGCAAUGGCCACAAACAUCACUGAGCAAUUAAUAUCACCCAGUUUAAGCACUAAAAGCUCAUCACUACCUUCCAAGUCUGGAGUGCUCUGAACCCAGCAUCUCACAGGUCAAGCAGUAGACUCAACUGUCUCAAGAGCUCAUUGGCAACAGGCUGGGAUAAGCCCCAGGAGCUCCACCACCCUAGUCGUGCUGUGAAGCCGCUAGGCUGAUUCCCACAGGCAGACCUCAAUCUGCUUCCAGUCAAAUGCUCUCCAGUGCUCCACACCCAGCUCUUGUCCAGCAGCAGCCCAGCCUUGCCAGCCCUGACCCACGUCUCUGCCUGACAACCUCGAAGCGCAUCUGGGCCCAGGACCAUGGCUCAUCAGCCCCCUCUUCCACAGCCCACCUCCUUCUGUAGGGCCACUGCAGAACCCCUGCAUCAUGGUCUUUCCUGGUUGAUUGUGCUCUUGUGGUCUUUGCUACUCCCUGCUGCCAAGGCCAGAGCAGGGGUGGCUGUGCCAGCGCUGUCUCACACACCACACGAGCCAUGGGAGCACCAACAGCCCCCCGUGCCACACAGCAGGUGAGUGACCUUACCUGGGAGCUGCUGUCCUGCGUGCUCUGGGAGGCCCAACAACCGCUGCCUGCAUGCUUGUAACCCACCCCCAUCAGCCUCCCUGUACAGGCUCACCGCCGUGUAAAUAUGCAAGUCCUGCGGCCAACAGAGCCAGCUCAUCAACGCAUGAAGCCCUGGGCACAGCACUGAGAGCAGCGUGGGGCACAGACCCACAGCAGCCACCCCUUGUUCAACAGUCCCACAUGUGGCUGAGGGCCUCUCAGCCCUCAAGCUGGGCCCAGCAUCCAUUAGGAAAAUCAAUUAUUUGGCACCUUCCUGUAACACAGCAAAGGAUUGUCUUCCAGGCAUUGUAGCCUGUGCUGAUGUAUGCUCUGGCCAUGGCACGGUUGUGCUCAGAAAGGGGACACAGAGCAGCUGCCGAUGGAGCCACGCAGUAGCCAUGGGCAUGGACAGAGGAGCACAGCCAUGCCAGCCGGAACAUGGGGAGAAAGCAGGAUGCUUGGAAGGGAGGCUGCAGAACUGCUCUUUGGACACAUGGAGUGUGCAGUGUGAGGCCCAAAACAGCUGAGAUGAAUUCCAGGGCUGUCCCCACUGAAACCACAGCCCUGGGACAGCCAGCCCAGAGCCAGCACCCAGGACCAAAGUUGUGGGAGCCACAGCACUGAAAGGGGACAGAAGGCAUUCUUCACUCAGGCACAGAUCAGUGCCACCAUAUUAAGCAUGUGACAACAGCCAGCAAGGCUGUGCUGCCUUGGCCACCUGUGGGAAGUUCAUACUAGCCAGCAAUUCCCACUCACUGCCCAGCCUCAGAGCUGGGCCAGGAAGGACUUGCAGCCUCCAACCUGGUGCAUUGGGCAGAUUUAAUGAGGACACCCCAAGCCAGGUCCCUCCAGCAGCACUCCACAGUGUGCUGAGACAACCAAACUUCCAGCUCAGGAUCCAAACUUUGCAACAGCCACAAAUUCACUAGUGCAAACCCCAGAGGAGCUCCAAUUUAAAUUACCUGAGAAAUCGCCACAUCUCACAUCAUCCAGCUUUGCAGCCCAGCAGCCAGCCCAGUCCAGCACAGGGCCUGCAGCCCCACAUGCCUGCCUGGCAUGUUUCUUGCAGCACAGAAAUGCUCCCAUCAGAUGUUUCACCAGUUCCCCAGUGCUAGGAUGCCAGUUCCUCAUUGCACUGCUCCAGGGAGAACGGCUCAGUGCUGCUGUGCCCUGUUCCAUCACUCACCACCAAGCCCUGGGAUUGCUCCAGCCCCUCCUGCUCCAUUGCAAUUCCAUAGGACUCCAGACCCCAGGCACAGGCUGUGCCAUUUUCAAGCGCUGAAUGGCAUCCAGUGUUAUUUCCUCAGACCCAGCCCUGCACGCCUCCAUCUCAGUGGUCUCCAGUGUUGUACAGGGCCAGGCCUGGGGCCCACAAGUAUGGGCUGAAGCCCCAUAGCCCUUGCCAGGCUGCCUCAGCGAACUGAGGGGAACUUCUUGUUGUCUCGUUGUUCUGUGUGAUAAAAUGUAGCUGAGCAAGCCAGCGCCAAAA